CGAAGCCGUUCUCCUCUUCCUUUUUCACUUCCGCCAAAUUCAGCCGCGAUUUCUUCCACAGCUACUUUCAGAGACCUCUACACACGAUUUUUAAUCAUUUCAUUGUCUCUUCCAUUCCUCGAAUUCAGUUUCUUUCUCAAGCAAUUUUCGAAUUACAUUUCUCUAUCUGAAGUGUUUAGCAAUGGCGCAAGUAGUGGCCACACGGUCGAUUCACUGUUCAUUUGCGUGCCCUAGCUCUGGAUAUCUUCAGAACCACGUCGAAAAGCUCAAACCUUGUGGUUUCUCUUCCAAGGUUCUGGCUCGCGAAGAACAGAAAAGCUGCAAAACUAUCCGCAUUAGUACUUUGAUCACUGCCAAGAGAUCAGUCGAAGUUCUUCCCGUGUCGCCCGAAGAUGUGCUAAAGACCGAAGAGCAAAUCCAGCAUUUACGGGGAAUUCAGCAGCUUGAUGACACAUCUGGCGGUAUGUGGUCUAGGCCUACGGUUAGACGUAAGACUAAGAUUGUUUGCACAAUCGGUCCUUCAACCAACACUCGGGAAAUGAUAUGGAAGCUGGCUGAGGCUGGAAUGAAUGUUGCUAGAAUGAACAUGUCCCAUGGAGACCAUGCGUCUCAUCAGAAAGUUAUUGAUUUGGUUAAGGAAUAUAAUGCCCAAUCCAAGGACAACGUCAUCGCGAUCAUGCUCGACACCAAGGGGCCUGAAGUUAGGAGUGGUGAUUUGCCCCAACCAAUCAUACUAACAAGUGGUCAGGAAUUUACUUUCACAAUUCGAAGAGGGGUUGGCACAGCAGACACUGUCAGCGUCAAUUAUGAUGAUUUUGUAAAUGAUGUAGAAGUGGGUGAUAUGCUUCUUGUUGAUGGGUAUUUGCCCAAUACGGAUUAUCAUGGUGCCAAGGAUUUCAGUUAUGUUGGUGGUAUGAUGUCAUUAACAGUGAAGUCCAAAACAAAAGAUUCAGUGAAAUGUGAAGUUGUUGAUGGUGGAGAGCUUAAAUCUAGACGACAUCUGAAUGUUCGAGGAAAAAGUGCUACGCUGCCAUCCAUCACUGAGAAGGACUGGGAUGAUAUCAAGUUUGGAGUGGACAAUAAAGUUGACUUUUAUGCUGUUUCCUUUGUCAAAGAUGCAGCAGUAGUCCACGAAUUGAAGAAUUACCUGAAAAGCCGCGAUGCAGAUAUACACGUCAUUGUGAAAAUUGAAAGUGCAGACUCUAUACCAAAUUUACAUUCAAUCAUAACUGCUUCUGACGGGGCAAUGGUUGCCAGAGGAGAUCUUGGAGCAGAGCUGCCAAUUGAAGAGGUUCCAUUGUUGCAGGAAGAGCUUAUCAGGAUUUGUCGUAGUAUGGGGAAAGCUGUUAUUGUGGCAACAAAUAUGCUGGAAAGCAUGAUUGUUCAUCCUACACCAACCCGAGCAGAAGUUUCAGACAUUGCCAUUGCAGUUAGAGAGGGUGCUGAUGCAGUUAUGCUUUCUGGAGAAACUGCUCAUGGAAAGUUCCCUCUGAAAGCUGUCAAGGUCAUGCACACAGUCUCAUUGCGGACCGAAGCAACCGUGGUUGGUGGGGAAACACCACCCAAUCUUGGCCAAGCCUUUAAGAACCGUAUGAGUGAAAUGUUUGCAUUCCAUGCAACAAUGAUGUCUAACACUCUUGGAACCUCCACCGUUGUCUUCACCAGGACUGGUUUCAUGGCCAUCCUAUUGAGCCACUAUCGACCUUCUGGCACUGUAUUUGCCUUUACAAAUGAGAAGAGGAUACAACAGAGGCUUGCUUUGUACCAAGGAGUUUGCCCCAUAUACAUGGAGUUUUCAGAUGAUGCUGAGCAGACCUUUGCAAAUGCUCUGUCUUUGUUGCAGAAGCAAGGGAUGGUGAAGGAAGGAGAACAGGUAGCUCUUGUUCUGAGUGGCAGGCAGCCCAUCUGGAGAUUCCAAUCCACUCACAAUAUCCAGGUCAGAAAAGUUUAGAUGGCAACCAAGAUUCUAGUGCCCAUGACUACGAUCUCUACCCGCCCUCAAGUUAUAUUGGAUGGUGAUCGUUUCAUGAUUCAACCCACUAUGUAGGCAUGAAGUUGCUUGGUGGACAACCCUUUCUUACUUCUACUUUCUAUUUACCUGUCACUUUGCAUCCAUUUUUUUUUUUUUGUGGCGAUUUGUCCUUUGUUGUUUAUCUUUUUUUAGGUGUAUUUGGAGCUUAUAGUGAGCUCACAGUAGAAUGAAAGAUAAUAUUGAGAAGCUAU
This is a messenger RNA of Ilex paraguariensis (yerba mate), 2223 nucleotides long. Lineage: Eukaryota; Viridiplantae; Streptophyta; Magnoliopsida; Aquifoliales; Aquifoliaceae. The record is from the annotation of a GenBank genome assembly.